ACCGGAAAUGCCUCCUCCAAUGAAUAGUGAUAUAGAUGCCUGAUGUUAUACAUACUCAUUAAUUAUGGUCGCUCUUGUAAUCAAGUUGGAUGAGAGACCGCACUGUCCGUGAGCCCGCCGGCUGAAGGAUUGCCUCCUCUGAACCGGAGAUUUGCGGAGGUUGACUAGUCUGUGUGAGAGAGAGAGGAAAAGGCAUUGAUAGUACAUUCAUGUCUCCUUGGUGAGAAUGAGCCGUCCCAUCUAGCAAAGCGCAUGGGUGGGUGGUCACACCGUCUAGCCUGCAAGUGGUUCCAUUUAUGUACCUAGGAGGGGACAAGCAUGUUUGCCUGCAUACCAAAGAAACAUUUUGAGGAUGGGGAUUAUGCCAAGAAACCAGCCUUCCUGACUGAUGACCUUCCAUUCGGAGGUGAACUUAUCCCAGAUGAGCGGAGGGGGGUGUCCGUGGUGGAACUCACCAAGAGAGAUGGCAGUGGCCUGGGGCUGACAAUUUCAGGUGGUCUUGAUAAGGGAAGCAGAGCAAGAGUGCUGCAUCUGAGGCCAGGAGGGCUUGCACAGAGGAGUGAUGCCUUGGAGAUAGGAGACUACAUCUUAUCUGUGAACGGGAUCAGGACGGAGAAACUUCGCCAUGACGAGAUCAUCAACCUGCUGAAGAACGCCGGGGAGAAGGUCAUCUUGGAGGUCGAGUAUGAGAUUCCGCUUACAGCACAAGAGGCAGGUGGGAACGUGGUUACCAAAGAGGUGGAACUGAGUCUGCAGAAGGAGGGGGGAAGUUUUGGAUUCACAAUUCGAGGGGGAGUGGCUGAUGAGAGGAGACAGUCGCGGCCUCUGCUCGUGACUAACAUCAGACCGGGAGGACCGGCAGACAGGGAAGGUACGCUGGCGGUGGGAGAUCGACUGUUGGCCAUCGACAACAUCAGCUUAUCAGGGGUCACGCACGCGGAGGCAGUGGCAGCGCUCAAGCAGUGUGGGACGCAGGCCAGCCUUCUGGUGGAAUACGAUGUGUCAAUCAUGGAGGCAGUACAGAAUGCUAAGGGCCCUUUGCUGGUAGAAGUGACGAAGGCCCCCGGUGCAAGUCUUGGUAUCACCCCCGGUAUGGCAGUGGUCAAGAACAGGGAGGCACUCAUUAUCAAGGAGAUCAAGGCUGCUAGUAUAGCAGACAGGUGUGGUGCAUUACACGCGGGAGACCAACUCCUGUCGAUAGACGGCACCAGUACAGAACACCUGACGCUGCCCGAAGCUGUCCAGCUGCUGGCCAGUACGGGGGCAGAGGUCAAACUGGAGAUCCUCCCGCUCAGCCACAUGAAGUACGCAGGCUCCAGCAACGAGGCCGUCAUCAGUAAUGGAUGUCGGGUUGAGGUUCAGCCCACUGCUGCCAGUCUCCAAGCACAGACAAGAGAGGGGAGUUGGAGGGAGAGUGCCCAUCACCAUAGUGCAGCGUCCCACCAUGUCUAUGUCAAUGUGUCCCAAAUCCCUCGUAUCGUGGACACUCCUCCCGCCCUCCCUCCCAAGAAACGAAAGCCGCGGACGUCAACUUCCAAAUCGGGUACUACCACUACCUCUUCCUCGUCCGGUUCCACUCUAGACAUGUCAUUCAAGCAAAGGUCGAACAGUGAAUCAAUGCUUAGUGACGCCUUGCCGAUCUCCUACCCGAUGGAUUCGCCCACCUCCCCCAGCGUGUCCAGUAUCCACACCGGCACGAUCAGUCGGGCGUCGCUCGCACGCAGGAGCAACAGGAGACCCCCCAGGAGGACCAGGCUCAACUCUUCUGCAAUGUCUGUGUCGUCCAGCCAUGCCCCCCAGCAGGUUGUACGUGUGGAGAUAGCGGAGGUCCAGGUCCACCCCGACCCCUCGGGCCUGGGGUUCAGCCUGCAGGGUGGAGUCUUCGCUACAGAGACUCUUACAUCACCUCCAGUCAUCGGCUUCAUUGAUCCUGAUGGGCCCGCUGACAGGACGGGCAUACUGCAGGUAGGAGAUCGGGUGCUGUCAAUCAACGGGAUGUCUACAGAGGAGCUGACCCUGGAGGAGGCCAACCAGCUCCUGAGGGAGUCAGGGUUAAAGUGUGUCCUGGAAGUGGAGUUUGAUGUAGCUGAAUCUGUGGUGCCUAGCAGUGGAACAUUUAACAUCAAGCUUCCCAAGAGGGCAGGAGGCCUGGGGAUCACCAUCAACUCUCCCAGCACCAGGAAACAGGGAGAACCUCUUCUCAUCUCAGACAUCAAGAAAGGAAGUGUGGCACACAGGACCGGUACUCUGGCCCCCGGAGACAAACUCCUGGCCAUCGACAACAUCCGGCUGGAUAACUGCUCUAUGGAGGACGCAGCACAGAUCCUGGCUCAGUGUGACGAAAUAGUGAAGCUCAGGAUACGCAAGGAUGAGCUGUACUCAGAGGAGCAUGAUGUGAGUGGAGCGAUCUGUUACUCUGUUGAGCUGGUCAGACAUGGGGGACCGUUGGGCAUCACUAUUUCAGGCACAGAAGAGCCGUUUGACCCAGUCACAGUGUCUGGUCUCACAGAUGGAGGACUGGCACAAAGGACUGGAGCUAUCCACAUAGGGGACCGUAUCCUGGCCAUUAACAGCCAGUCCUUGCGAGGGAAACGCCUGAGUGAGGCCAUCCAGCUGCUCCAGUCGGCAGGAGACACCGUUACUCUCAAAAUCAGCAGGCAGGAGGGUAGGCAGAUAUCGCUAGAUAAGUUUGUGGUAGAUGGACCCAAGUCAGAUCAGGAGAAUGACAGCAUUGGAAAGGAAGAGAGCCAGACGAAGAGGGUGCCCCUUCAACAUACCCCAGUCCCUAGUGUGGAUAGUGCAGUGGAAUCAUGGGAUGGGUCAGCCUUGGAACCAGGCAACCCUGAGGGAAACUCGCAGCACCCCCAGUCGGGAAUGGUUGUGACUGCCCAGGUGCACCACAAUGACAACCAGACCAAUCACAUGACAGAGAGGCACACCCUGAGGAGGGACUCUACCAAGGCAGACAGGAGGAUGGGGGAGAGGUUGCACGACGAGUGGGACGCCCAGUCCCACAGCUACAAGAGCAGCAGCGACAUCCUGGACAAUCCACAACUGGACGAGUAUGGUCUGGUACAGGCACUUGAGGACCUGGAAACCUGUGGCCACUCCGAACUGAUGCGACAGAUCGAGCAGACCAUCGGCCCCGGCAGCAACCACGCGCACACGCUGAACUGCCGCCCCAGGCCGAACCAGUCCGUCAUCAGCUACAGCGACAGUCACAGCAUGACCCUGCCGGGGUCCAACAGGGGUCAGACUCCCGCCCUCCCCACCAACAAGAAGAUACAGGACCAGAUGAGUCUCAUCUUCUCUCCUACGCCUAUUGAGAUUCAGAAGGUGACUCUGUUCAAAGAUGAUGAUUACGGAGACUUCGGCUUCAGCGUGUCGGAUGGUUUGGUGGAGAAGGGAGUGUACAUUAACAACAUCAGGCCGGGGGGACCGGCUGACCUUAGCGGGGUCAUCAGACCGUAUGACAGGAUACUGCAGGUAAACAACAGCAGGACCAGGGAUUUUGACUGCUGCCUGGCUGUUCCGCUGAUCGCUGCGUCGGGCGACAAGAUCGAGCUGGUCAUCAGCCGCAACCCGCUGGCCCAGAACAUGUCCCAGGCCAACCUGGAGUGGGGUGAAGAAGCCUACCAACAUCCACAGCUCAACCACAACACUUCUAAAACACUCUAGAACACAAGGGAACGCUGUGAACUUGGAGUGGGGAGGGGGUGGCAAACCAACGUUCACUACUCAGCCAGUAGAAUACAACUAGAACUUGGACUGGGAAGGGGGGUGGCAUACCAACAUUUGCUACUCAACUAGUAGAACACAAGAGAACUUGGAUUGGGGGAAGGGGCAGGCACACCAGCACCCAUAUCUUAACACCAUCUCUUCCAAAACACUGUUUGACAAGAGGUUGGGGGAGGGGGGCAUAUCAACAUCGACAACUCUACACUAACUCUUCCAAAACCCUGUAGGGCACAAUGCUAUGGUUAUGCUAGCAUGGGUCAUAUGUAAACUGUGGUUUGUGUUGUUGUCUGAUAAAGGAGUGAUGGCAAAGGUCUUAUAAUUACACAGAAGUGCUGGAAACUUGGAAAGGAGUCCCUGGAAGGACAGUGAUAUUGUAAGCAGUGUGGUAAAUAAAAUUCCAGGUGUCUUGGUCAAAGAAUUCCUACUUAAGCCUGCAUUUGCUGAAAGGAUGGCCAUGGAGAUGUUUAUUUUUUGGGAUGGAAGGUCUGUAAAAGUUUGGGAUGCUCUUUGUAAUUGACUCUAAAGAGCAUUACUAUCUAAUUUACAUUCUCCAUCUACAAGUUGAAGUGUUUUACAUGACAUGCCAUAGUUUUAAUGGUAGACACAAUACAUGUACAUCUAUGAAUAUUUGUGAAGUGUGAACAAAAGAAUACUCAUAACACUCAUAAGCAAUAUAUUUUGACAUCCUGUUUAACAAAGCAAAGGUGAAAGGUAGCAAUGGACAGUUUACACCCAAUGUGGUAUACUCACCUCAAUAGGUGUAGAAUCCUUCCCAUCGUCUUUAGACACUUAAACUAUCAAAAGAGAUUAUAGUUCUGGGCAUGUACAGGACUAUUCUUUACCAUAUAGUAAGAAUGAUAGUUUAUAUGCCCUACACCCAGAAGAACAUAUUCCAGAAACCUUACCGGUAUACCAGCCAGUGUUUUUAACUUAACUUAAACUAAGAGGAAGGCAGUCUAUAUAAUAUAUUCUCACAUGUAAAAGAGUGUUUUAUUAUUAGCUUGAACAAUCACAGUUACUGAAGGACUGGUGCAUCUUGCAUCUUAGCUAUUUGGACCAUCAUUUCUCACAGCAUGUAAUGGUUGCAUGAUGUGCUGAUCAAGCAUGCCACCUAGCAGCUUAGCAUGUCCCUGCAGGCUUCUUUACGGGGAACCAACUUGGCCCUGGACUGACGGAUUGAAGUGAUUGGGAGAAGUUAUUAUGAUAGAGACAGGAUGAACUAGGGAAUGAUGUAGGGUUAGCAUAAGGAAUGGAGGGGGUUCUGAAUUACUAUCAUGGAAGCUUGCAUCUGUUUGUUGCAGAAAGACAUGUACAAUGGUAAUGAUGGAAACUAUGGGAAUGUGGCUAGCAAAGUCUUCAUUGUUGCUCUUGCAUUGUAUUAACAUUGGGUUCUUUAUGUGCUCUCAAUGUGAACUUUUACCAUUUACUUGUUGUGCAGCAAAAAAAAGAGGUCAAUUGUAAUAAUCAUUAAAUCAAAACUUUUCUUGGAGUGAGCCACAUAAAUCCACCAUUUGGCCUCAUAGAUUUUUAAUUCCAAAAGUUAAUGUGUUACUGAUUAGAAUAAACUAGCAAUCAUUUUGCAUGAUAGGAAAACAUUGAUCAGUGCUUCCAGGAGCUGAAUAUUUGUAUGAUAUUUGAAGGGGUGCCAAACGGGUUUUCUUUUUAAAAAGGUCUUCCAAUGUACUACUAUAUAUACACACAGUCUAUUACACUGGAAAAAUACAAUGUUACACUUAAAAGUUAAUAUUAUGAAUAUUACCACUAUAUUUAAGUUACAGAAGUGUUAAGGUAUAACAUUAUAUGGAUAAUUUUGUUAAAAUGUGGAAAUCUUAUAAUUAAGGUAUCAACCUUGUAUUUAUCCCCAGAUGUCCUGGUUCGUAAGUUAGAAUUACCUAUUGAAGACUAGUCAAGCACGAAGUGGUCCAUACUGGGAUGGGUGCCAAAUGGAGUUUAGUUCUCAGUCAUGGUGAUUUCAUGGCAAUUAUGACAGCAGAACACUUAAGCGGAAUGGAUUGAUGACGCUAAUUCUUCCAUACGGAGACAAAGAAGGAUUGUUGCAACAUAAAAUCCCUUGUGGUGAUACAAAAUGUACAUCAUAUGUACCCACCACAAAAUACAAAGUACAACUCUAAGCUUUGAAUCAUAAACUUUCCACCUUACUAAAUACAAUUUGAUGUGGCCUUUAGAAGUCAUUCUUGAACAGGGUCUCACCUCAACGUUUCCGGUGCUUAUACAGAGCACAGUACUUUCGUAAAAGUUGUGGUUCAAACUUGUUUUAUCAUGCCAGCAUACCUCAUUUGCGUACCACUUAAUAUGUUAAGAAUUUUAUCAUAAUUUAAAGCAUGAUAAUCAUUGCAAGAUAUAUCAAUAUGAUAUGGCCCCAAACGACAUUACUUAUAUGUAUAGGAAUCAUAGCAAUGUUGCCAAUUGACACUUAUGCUUAGCUACUUUGUUUAGUUCUACACAUAUACAGAUACUGCAGGCAGUCUUUAGUAGGUGUUCUUCACUAAGAUACAGUUUAGAAACUUGAUUAGCAUGUUGUUGGUUCAUAGACUACAACAAUCAUACGAUAACAGUGACGUACACUUUUUAAUCAUUCUGCUAUUCUAUUUUUGUUUGUUUUUAUACUCAGAGAUAUGUACAUCUAGAUGAUAGCUACAGCAAGUACUGGGGUACUUUCCACCGUUUCAAUCGUGUAGCUACAAUUUCGAAAUUAGACGUCCUUAUGUGUACCAUCAUAUUGUGCCUUCAUACAGAAAAUAGAAGGAUUAUAUUGCCAGAAUUUGGGGUCUUCCAUGUCUCGAUACAAGACCUGUUAGAAAAAAUGUAUUUAGAAGCCAAUGAAAUAAAGAUCAAUAGUAUCAUUGACAAGAACAAUCAGUGUCUAGAGGUACGUUAUCAACAACAAAAGUAUUUUUGUAUGUUCUUUUUCUAUAUGAAUCAUUAUUGUAGUGUAUUCAUUAUAAAUAACAGGAAUCAGAACCAGAGAGACAUUGCAUGCUACUCGAACAACUUAAUAUGUACAUUUACAAUAUAUCAAUACAAUAAAGAUAAAUAAUUUCUUUA
Messenger RNA from Branchiostoma floridae (Florida lancelet), 6804 nucleotides. RefSeq names its product glutamate receptor-interacting protein 1-like. Gene Ontology annotation, molecular function: protein binding. The record is from RefSeq and is a predicted model, not a curated record. Bases 319 to 3678 code for a protein of 1119 amino acids. Lineage: Eukaryota; Metazoa; Chordata; Leptocardii; Amphioxiformes; Branchiostomatidae. The transcript has 27 exons. Gene Ontology annotation, biological process: neurotransmitter receptor transport, endosome to postsynaptic membrane.